UCGGAAACUCCACCUUCGCGUCCCCUUGCAUUCAACGGACCAGUUUGUAGAGAGAGAGAGAGUUGUAGAGAGAGAGAUGGGGGACGAGAGGGUGAAGAACGAGGCGCUGGAGAUAAUGGGAUUGUUCCAAGUGCUGCCUCGUUUGGUCGUCUUCGAUCUCGACUAUACUCUCUGGCCUUUCUACUGUGAAUGUCGCUCCAAGCGUGAAAUGCCAUCAUUGUACCCCCAUGCGAAAGGAAUAUUGUAUGCACUCAAGGACAAGGGAGUUGAUAUUGCUAUUGCCUCUAGAUCACCAACUGCAGAUAUAGCAAAGACUUUUCUUGACAAACUGGAAAUAAAAUCAAUGUUUGUGGCCCAGGAGAUUUUUUCAAGUUGGACACACAAGACAGAACAUUUCCAAAGAAUUAAUCGGAGGACUGGGAUGCCCUUCAAUUCAAUGCUCUUUUUUGAUGACGAGGACCGGAACAUUGAAUCGGUUUCAAAAAUGGGUGUAACAAGCAUAUUGGUUGGUAAUGGGGUAAAUCUUGGAGCUUUCAGGCAAGGGCUUACAGAAUUUUCUCAGAAUUCGGGAUUAUCAGGGAGAAACAGAAAGAAAUGAUUGUAUUUUUUCUAUAUUCAAUUUGCAUUACAAUCUAAGAUGUUAAAGCCCCUCCUUGUGGGGAUUAUUCUGGUUAUAUUUUUUCCCGAAAGGUAUUCUAUCUGAUAAUUCAUAUGUCAAAUUCUGGGUUUACAUGUUACAAAUAUUACCUUGUUAUUGUAGCGGUUGCAUGUGGCAAUUUCUUGAAUGGUUUUUAAUGAA
Molecule: messenger RNA, 799 nt
Organism: Cornus florida
Lineage: Eukaryota; Viridiplantae; Streptophyta; Magnoliopsida; Cornales; Cornaceae
Exons: 4
Coding region: 77-598 (173 amino acids)
Molecular function (GO): acid phosphatase activity
Source: RefSeq, a predicted model, not a curated record